AUGGCGAUGAAGCGCAAGCAUAUCGACGAAGAUCCCGACGCGACUGCCGAAAUCUUCCGCUCCGAGCCACUUGAGGACCGCCAGUCGGCCUUCGUCGGCUUGUUCUCCCCCUCUCUCAAGCCCAAAGAGCUGCAGAAGCUGGCAGAGAUCGAGAGCGCUUCGCACAAGAUACUCGGCUGGCGGAGACAGAGCAACCAACAGUCCAUCACAAAAGCGACGCAGUAUGUGACCGGCUCGGAUGACGACGGCGAGAAGUACGCGGGAAGGAAGGUGGAGAGGGUCCUCGAGUCUUCCAACGUCGUAGGCUCUUGUGUUGUUGCGCGUUGGUAUGGUGGCGUGUUGCUCGGACCUGUAAGGUUCGCCCAUAUUGAGAAUGUCGCGAAGGAGGCGAUUCGCAAAUGGCAAGACGACCAGACGGAACGGCAAGCGAGAAAGAGACGGAGAGAAGAGGACGACGCCGAGCGCACAAGGCUCUCUCAAACGCUCGUCGAGCGCGACCAGAGCAUCGCAGUCCUGAGAGCGUUGGCUGCUGAGAAGGAAAAGAAGCUCAAAGACGCUCAAACCCGUGGACAGACUGAAGAGAAGGAGAAAUCGAGCACUACUCCAGGCGAGGCAUCAAACCCAGGCGUAAAGGCGGCGGUUGAUUACACCUCCAUGGAGCUCGAUCGCCUCGUGGCGCUUGAGCGCGGCCGAGAUGCGACUUUAUCCUUCCUGCUCAAACGUAUUGACAAGGCCGAAGCAGAACUAGCUAGGCUACAAGACGCUAAUGCGGUGGAUCCGCCAUGA
Lecanosticta acicola is the source of this 786-nucleotide messenger RNA. The record is from the annotation of a GenBank genome assembly. Lineage: Eukaryota; Fungi; Ascomycota; Dothideomycetes; Mycosphaerellales; Mycosphaerellaceae.